This is a messenger RNA of Macrobrachium nipponense, 1082 nucleotides long. RefSeq names its product cuticle protein AM/CP1114-like. Bases 26 to 430 code for a protein of 134 amino acids. The record is from RefSeq and is a predicted model, not a curated record. The transcript is spliced from 3 exons. Lineage: Eukaryota; Metazoa; Arthropoda; Malacostraca; Decapoda; Palaemonidae.
CAAACAAAUAUCGUUCGCCUGCGACAUGAAUCUGACUAUAGUCGUUGCCCUGUUAGCAGCCAUAGCUGUGGCUGACGAGAGGCCCCUGACCAGCCCAGUAGUGGUGGCCAUCUUGAAGAACGAGCAGCACACCCCGGACGAGUUCGGGAACCACAACAGCGACUUCGAAGCCGCCAAUGGGAUCGAGGUCCACCUCUCUGGAUCCCAGGGAGAGAACGGAGGGGCCAAUAUGAUUGGAACCUGGAGCUACCCUCUUGAAGACGGCAGCAAGGCCGAAUUCAAGUUCGUGGCCGACGAGAACGGAUACCAGCCCGAGUCUGAACUCCUGCCAGUGGCUCCACACUUCCCCCACCCGAUCCCACAGUUCGUCCUCGACCAGAUCGAGUUCGCCAGGCUCGAGGACGAGCUUGACUCUCUCGAGAGAAAUUAAGUGUAGGAGGAGGUCAUGUUCGUGGCCUGGGAAACUCUGAUAGACAGAUAUACAUCUUGAUAAUUCUUGUGUAAUACGGUUCUUCUGUAAUUCAUUGUAAUGCGUUUGAGUUUCUUCAGAAAAAAACAUUAUAACUUAUAACCAACUCUUUACCUUGAUUCUCUUUUAAAUUUAUAAGUCAAAAUAUAACCAGGUUACGACACAUCUUUGUAAUUCUAAAAUAUAGCCAGGUUAUGACACAUUUGUGUAAUUCUAAAAUACAGCCAGGUUAGGACACAUCUUUGUAGUUCUAAAAUAUGGCCAGGUUAUGAAACAUCUUUGCAACUCUAAAAUACAACCAGGUUAUGACAUCUUUGUAAUUCUAAAAUACGGACAGGUUAUGACACAUCUUUGUAAUUCAAGUGCAAUACACUUCUGUAAGUUAAUGUAUUACUACUGAGUGUGUGUUAUAAUAGUUUGGCAUUCGUGAAUGAGGCAAGCAUGUAUUUACAAAAUAUAUAGAAGUUAUGACAAAUUAAAUAACUUAUUUAAUUAUAUAUUUAUGCUUACAUUUUUGUUGUCACGAAAAUGUAAAACAUCCAUUCAUAUAUCUUUACAUAUAACUUAUAAACCAACUGUAUAACUUAUCAUACAUUCAUUCAUAAAUAUAACC